Molecule: messenger RNA, 1499 nt
Organism: Porites evermanni
Lineage: Eukaryota; Metazoa; Cnidaria; Anthozoa; Scleractinia; Poritidae
Source: the annotation of a GenBank genome assembly
AUGAAAGUACGUGCCCAAAAAAAAGAAUGUCAGUGCAGUGCUUGCACUAAAACCUUCUAUCGCCGGGAUUUAAAAAUGAAACAUGAAGCUUUAUGCUUCAGGAAGAGAACAGAAAACGAACAAAUGGAAAACGUACCAUUGAGAAACCAGGCAGGUGGCGCCUUCACAACAUCAGAGGACAGCAGAGUAUUAGACGGUGAAUGUCAAAGUGCACUGGGUGGUAAUGUGAAAACAAUACAAAUGAAACCAAGACAAAAUGAAAAAUAUGAUUUGUCCCUGUUUCUACAAGGAAAAAGAGCAAAUGUGCUGAAACAUCUAGAGAAAGAGCUAAAGGAAAAAAAGGGCGUAAAAUGGUUCAUCUCUGUGCAAGUUAAAAUGGUUAAAUAUCGCGAGGACUCAAAUGAGGAAUUUUCAGAACCACACUUCAGAAGUAAUUGUCAGCGGUUAUUAAACUUACAUGAACUACCAGAGCAGUACCUGGCCUGUGUAGAGAAGGUGAAAGAAUCUUUCCAAAGCUAUCAGCGUGAAGGAAGUGGAUGGCAGCUGAAGGAGGUAAAAUUGGUUCUUUGUUUGUAGUAAACCUUUCUCACAAAGUUCUAAAAUAUGUAAAUCGCACACGGAUGUUAUUUUGAAUAUCAAGUAUCUCGCUCGACCUGACUGGUUCUCUAGGGAUUUUCGUGUUUAAUUUACUAAGUGUAAUAAAAUUGAACUUUUGAAUUCUUUUGUAGGUGUUAAAAUUGGACCUUGGCUAUGUUGUAUACGUUCCACUGCAAGGGUCUAGCUAUCUGAGGCUUCCUAGAGAACUGGUAGAUAAAAAGGCAGUACUGAACAUAAAAAAUGACGAUGAAGGAUGCCUUGUGUGGAGUGUUUUGGCGGCCUUGCACCCUGUCCAUUGGAAGGAUCACCCAGAACACCGAUAUCACUAUAAGAAGUAUGUUAAUGAAUUAAAUUUAGAUGGUUUAGAAUUUCCCAUGAAAGGUAGUCAGAUAGCGAAAUUUAAACGGCAAAACACGGCUAUAAGUGUUAACGUCUUUGGUUAUGGACAAAAAGUACUCUUUCCUGUUUAUAUUACGAAAGAGAAAAAAGAAAAUCACGUCAAUUUAUUACUCAUAGCAAAUAAUGAAACAAGGCAUUAUUGCUUAAUUAGAAAUCUUAAUCGGUUACUUUCUUCAGUAACGAAAAAGAAAGCUCAAAAAUAUUUCUGCGAAUAUUGUUUACACGGGUUUAUCAGAGAAGACUUAUUGUUAGACCAUGAACCUCACUGUAGCAAACACGGGCCGCAAAAAAUCAAAUUACCGAACGAAGACAAUGAUGUAUUAUAUUUCAUGGAUGUUCAAAAACAACUGAAAGUACCAUUUGUCAUUUAUGCAGAUUUUGAAUCAUAUUUAGUGAAGUGUGACCAGCAACCUUUAAACCCCAGUAUUUCGUUUACGCAAAAAACGCAAGAACAUAAACCGAGUGGUUUUUGUUAUACGGUAGUUUCUGAAGUAGAGAAUUAG